AACCAUUAUUGCUCUCUACUUCUGCUCUAUUCUCUCUCAUUCACUAUACACAUUACACAAUUUUGUCAUAUUGUCUUAAAAUUCCCAUCUUGCUCUCUGUCUCCCUUCGUAGGUUGCAGUUUGAUAAAAAAAAAAAAAAAAAAAUCUCUUUUCCUGUGUAACUUUUCUUUGUACAUAUCAACAACAAGGUUUCCAUGGCUACCAACAAAUUUGCAACCAUGUUGCUUACAAAUACCAAUAAAAUCACCCUGGUUCUUGUCUAUGCAAUCCUUGAAUGGAUUCUGAUUUUCCUCCUCCUUCUAAAUUCCUUCUUUUCCUAUCUGAUCAUGAAGUUUGUGAUUUACUUUGGCCUUAAAAGGCCCUGCAUAUGGUGCACAAGGAUUGAUCGCAUCAUAGAGCCUGAAAAUAACAAGGGCUCUUGCAGGGAUCUUGUGUGUGAAGCUCAUGCUUUUGAGAUUUCCAAACUGGAUUUCUGCUUGAAUCAUAGGAAACUGGCUGAAUCAGAAACUAUGUGUGAGGAUUGCUCAUCUUCAUGUCACCAAAAUUUUGUGGACUUGUCUCAGAGCUUUGGCUUCUUUUCAUGGAUGCAGCAAAAGGGUAUGAUACAUGAUGCUGAUGAUAAUAACAAGGUGCUUGAGACUGGGGUGGAGCCUUUGAAGUGUUCUUGCUGUGGUGUCAACUUUGUUAGAGACAAGCCUUCUUUGAGGGUUUUGGAUUAUUCCCAGAAACAGAAUUCGAUCACUGAAUGUGGAGUUGAGGCAGAGAUUGAUGAAGGACAUCAUCACUCAGAUCAUGACAGAGAUGAUUUUGAGCUUGAUCAUCCUGUAGAGGAACAGAACAUUGUAGAAAACAGGGAAAACAGCAUGGUUUUUUAUGUUAAUGAGGGUUCUGGUGGAGGAGGAAAGGGGGCAGAUGACAUUAGUGUUUGUUCUAUGUGUGAUGGUGGCAAAGAAACUGUGUAUGGUGAAAAUUACAAGCUUGAUUUGGGCAUAGGGAAAGGGCAAGAAGAACCAACUAGAGAGGAAACUUUGAAUGUCCCUCGGGAUGAUCAACCUUGUGAGGAGACCACUCAUCAAGUUUCUUGCACUAGUGAGAACACUGAGCAGAUUCCACCCAAACAUUUGGAAUUUGUCAUUCAUGGUAAUGAUUGCUUUUUGAUUCCUGUUGAAUUUGGUGACUCCUUUGCUACAAAAAGUGAAAACCAACAUAGAUAUAAGGUGGGGGAUGAUGGGUUUAGUGGGGAUGAAGAUGUUGUUUUGGAUUUUGAUAUAAAUUCUGGUGCAGAGUCUGCACCUGUUAUUGAGAAUUGGCACACUUCCGGGGAUACUGUGUCACUGUUUUCGGAUCCAGGGUGUACAAAGGUGUUCAAGGCCAAUGGAUUUGAGUUAAGAAGUGAACAUUUGGAGCAAAACUACCUAGAUAUGAAAUUUGCUCAAUCAACUGAAGACUCAAGCAUCAAUGGUAAUGUUGAAGCAAACAUGAAAAGAAGAGAUGUGGAAUUAUGUUCAGUUGUACCUCAAGUGUCUGAAGGUGUAACACAAAUGAGGGGUGAUGAAUUAGAAGCAGAAGUCUCAACUCAAGAUCAAGAUAUUCUUGAGGAUUCGAGUCAACAAAUACAAGAAGUCCCACCUUCUAGCUCUACUACUUUUACUAUCCAAGAUGAUAGUGAGAAUCUGCAUCAGCUACGCAAGAGGCUACAACUGCUUGGAAGGAAAGAAUCAGGAACAGAAGAAUCAUUAGAAGGAAGUGUCAUGUGUGAUAUAGAAUGUGGUGAGUUAACAAUUGAGAAGUUGAAAUCAGCACUGAAAGCUGAAAGGGAGGCCUUAAAUGUUGUAUAUGCAGAACUAGAAGAAGAGAGGAGUGCAUCUGCAAUAGCAGCAAAUCAAACAAUGGCAGUGAUAAAUAGGCUUCAGGAAGAGAAAGCAGCAAUGCAGAUGGAAGCUUUGCAGUAUGAGAGAAUGAUGGAAGAACAAUCUGAGUAUGACCAGGAAGCUUUGCAGCUUUUGAAUGACCUUAUGGUAAAGAGGGAGAAAGAGAAACUUGAGCUAGAAAAGGAGGUUGAAAUAUAUAGAAAAAAGGUUCAUGAAUAUGAGGUUAGAGAAAUGGUGAUGUCAAGAAGAGAAAGUCAUAUGAGAAGCAGAACUUCUCCCUCUUGUAGCAAUGCUUUAGAUAGUGAUGAACUAUCUAUUGAUUUGAGUCGAGACUUAAAGAAAAAAAAUGGUAAUUAUACCCAUCAAGAGUUCAGCAACCAGAAUGCUCAUGAAGAUGCUGUCUUAUAUUUGGAGGAGUCAUUGGAAAACUUUGAGGAAGAGAGGUUAUUAAUUCUAGAACAACUGAAUAUGCUGGAAGAAAAGCUUGUUACAUUGAAUUAUGAAGAAGAGUAUUUUGAUGGUAUUAAAUCAAUAGAACAUCUUUGUGAAGAGAAUGGAAAUGGAUACCAAGACCAUAAUGAUUACAUUGUUCAUGUAAAUGGAUUAGCAAAUGCUAAGCAUCAAGAUGGAAGGAAAACCAAGUGUACAAAAGCAGAAAACGGGGUCAUGAGUAAUGGGUUAGAUUUUACUUCCUUGCAAAAUAGUUCAGAUGAAAAUGUCCAAUUAGAGAAGAAAAAACUUGAUGUAAAAGUAGAGGUGGACCAUGUUUAUGAGAGACUACAAGCUCUAGAGGCAGAUAGAGAGUUUUUAAAGCACUGUAUCAGCUCCUUGGGGAAAGGGGACAAGGGAUUAGAUCUUAUUCAAGAAAUUUUACAACAUCUUCGUGAUCUUAGGAAUGUGGAACUCAGAAUCAUGAACAUGGGAGAUAUUUCUGUGUAAGAACUCUACUCAAUUAUGCCAAAAAGAUCAUUGUUAUCAUAUGUUAUGUUGGAGUUGAUGUACAAAUUGCAAAUCAAGCAUACACAAGCACCACUUUUGUCCCUACAUAGAUAUGGACAGCGGACAUAUCAAUGCAUUACAUCAACUUAACCUAACAAUUGAAAGUUCCUUGAUGGAAAGUGAAGAAUCAUGGUAUGGUCAAGUUACCACAAUGGUCAUAAACAAAACUGACUUUUGUGGUAUGUGUGCAUCAUUACAUUUAUGGAAAAAUGAUGGUAAAAUAUAUAGUUAUUGUACAUGCCUAGGUGAAGCCACCCUGGCACUUGUAUUUUGUGAGAAAUCCAACUAAGAUUCUGGGGCCAGGUACCAAGAUUUAGUUUAUUAGACAGACAGAAUGAGGGCCACUAGUUUUGUCAUUUUUUUAACCUUUUGGGGGGAAGAGAGAAUAGAAUAAAGAGGUGAAUAGCCUCUUCCUUUUCUCUUUCUCAUCUUUUUGCAUUAUUGCAUCCAAGAGGUUUGUUUGUUUCUAAGCGGAAAAGGAUGAGUCACUUCACUCACUUGUGUACACUAAAGUAAAUGUAUAAUGUAUUCAUUUGUAAUCAUAUAAAAGUUAGUGUUUGUUUA
Glycine soja is the source of this 3434-nucleotide messenger RNA. RefSeq names its product myosin-binding protein 3-like. Gene Ontology annotation, molecular function: myosin binding. The transcript has 4 exons. Lineage: Eukaryota; Viridiplantae; Streptophyta; Magnoliopsida; Fabales; Fabaceae. The record is from RefSeq and is a predicted model, not a curated record. Bases 195 to 2810 code for a protein of 871 amino acids.